Messenger RNA from Phycomyces blakesleeanus NRRL 1555(-), 2329 nucleotides. RefSeq lists its product as hypothetical. Gene Ontology annotation, biological process: peroxisome inheritance; cell-cell adhesion. The record is from RefSeq and is a predicted model, not a curated record. Bases 149 to 1936 code for a protein of 595 amino acids. Gene Ontology annotation, cellular component: plasma membrane; peroxisomal membrane. NCBI's taxonomy places the organism in Eukaryota, Fungi, Mucoromycota, Mucoromycetes, Mucorales, Phycomycetaceae. Gene Ontology annotation, molecular function: myosin binding. The transcript is spliced from 7 exons.
UCUUCUUCUUCUUCUUUCUUUUUCUUUCUUCUCUAUUUUUCAUAUAGAUAGACUACCUAUAGCUCAUAGACACCUUCUACACUACACUACACUACACUACACUACACUACACUACACUACACUACAUCUUUGCUUUUAUUUUUUUUUCAUGACUGAAUUUGUUGUAUAUGAAGAUAGCCCUUUGGCAGAGUACUUGGAAUCUAUCGAAAGCAACGAAAAGACCGUAAAACUACCUCAGAUCUAUACUGGCCACAGACCUGCUGAAUCAAGACCUGUUCUGGGUAGAAUGUCUACAGCAAUCUAUCGUUUCUGGAGACGUUCCUUUUUCCAUGAUACAUUCUCGGUCUCACUUCCGAUAGCUGAAGAAACAGCGUUUGAGGAAAAGUUCAAAUACCUCAUCGUAACCUCUCCGCUGCUUAAUGAAAUCCUUUCUGUCCACACAAAACAACACCUGGCCGCAGAACUCCCGUUUAGCUUCAGUGCCGACAGACCCUCGAGCCAUGUCGGAACCCUGGCAACCAUCGCAGGUCUCUUACUAGCCUUUGGAACCGAACGAAUCGUCCAGCCAAGGAAUCAAAUCAUGCCUGUACCAGUAACCAUCACUUUGAGCAGCUCGGUCUCUUUAUUCUUUGUGUACCGACACAUGAGACGUUCUUGGAUCAGGCAACUCUACCAAACUGCGCUCUCACGGCUGCAGACCUUGGUCGAGGAGUGUGAUCGAUUGGACACUCGGAUCCACCGGGCCUUGAUCACAAUCCAGGAAAUCGAACUCGUCUCGCGUGGGUACCGCCUCUCGACCCCUCUGUCUCCAAUCUCUCGCAUCGAACAGACCAGCAAAUCACGACGCUGCAUGGCCUUGCGCCAGCGUCUGGCCGGUCUGCUGCGAAAGGCAUUUAUGGUCUACGAGGAAGCGAUCAUGGAUCUCUCGGAUCAGGUCAACAAGACAAACGUGUCCCGGCUCUAUGAAAUGUACAAUGUCCGCUCCAUCGCUUCCCUGUCCGCCGUCGGGAGCGCACUCGACAGGGACGAAGAAGCCCCGCUCGGCCUGGAUUACCUCAAACAGCUGGCCCAGUUGAUGCAUUCCAAGAGACGCGAGUGUAUGAUGCAGUUCCUGGCCUUGGAUAUCAUGACAGAGGCCCAUGACUCAGUCCGAGGAGACUAUGAGAACGGCUGGCAUGCAGUCAAUAUGGUCCUGUUUCGUUUGGUGACCGAAACAAAGGCUUUUGCAACUGAGUCAAAAGAAGCCUUGGAUAAUGAGUUGUGCAAACCUACUGCUACACCAGAAACAGAUGCACCUUCCAUGCCGGCUUCCCCUGUGGCAGAUGGUCGGUUACGCCAAUUUAUCCAUCGUUUGUCAAGCCUAGACCAACAAAUUAGAACCUUUGAAGCAAAGAUCUAUCUCUGUCAUGAUGAUAUCAGACACAUAAGUGCAGGGUCGGCUACGGAUGAUGAAUUGAAAAACCACCUUUUACGAGAAUACCAGUCGUUGCAGACAGAUAUGAGUAAUAUAGCAAUCGAGUGGCAGAUGGGACGAGACGCUCUGCAGCAAUUCCUUGAGCCAUCUAACCUGGCUACCCCAGUCCACUCUCCUGUCCAGACACCUGUCAAGGAAGAGGAUGAAGAGGAUAUAAUGAUGAUGAUGACUCCUCGGUCGUUGGACAAAGAUCUCGUGACAUCUGAAGACGUCUCGGAUGUCGGUCAUCUGCCCUUGCCGUCCAAGGCAGAGUUGUUUGAGGCAACUGCAGAUGUGGUGGAACCCAACACAACGGCAGAGCGCAGUCGAAAGAGCCGUCAGGAGCGCAUUGCUGACAUGAAGCUCAAGAGAGAAGAAGUGGCGCGUGUGAAUUCUACAAAGCAUGAUUCACAGACCAUGGUUCAUGAACUAAAGACAGUCUUGGAUCGACGGGUGGCCGAUCUGGAUUCGCAAGAUAAAUAGAAAAUAAUAAUAAUAAUCAACAACAACAACAACAACAACAACAACAACAAAAUUGCCCGUAAUUUCCCCCCACUCCCCCUCCCAAUACCAUACCAUACCAUACCAUACCAUACCAUACUAUAUCGUACCGUACCGUUUCUUUUCUUUAUUUUCUGUAUACCCCCCUUCUCCCCUCUUUUGCUCUUCUUCACUUUCUUUCAAUUUCAACUAUAUCCAUCUAUCUAGCCUUUCUGUUUCUUUUUUAUUCCUUUGAGCAUUUCUAUAGUUUUCCUUCUUUUAUCCUUAAUAUAUAUAUAUAUAUCUUUUGGUAUUGUUUCAUAUAGUCAUUCUACAUUACAGUCUUUCUUUUUUUUUUAUUGUUUCUUUAAAAAAAACUUGUUCUUUCUGUGUCUC